This is a messenger RNA of Dufourea novaeangliae, 837 nucleotides long. It is a transcript of the gene trsn, whose product is annotated as translin. The record is from RefSeq and is a predicted model, not a curated record. Lineage: Eukaryota; Metazoa; Arthropoda; Insecta; Hymenoptera; Halictidae. The coding region runs from base 85 to 789 and encodes 234 amino acids. Gene Ontology annotation, cellular component: cytoplasm; nucleus. Gene Ontology annotation, molecular function: single-stranded DNA binding; RNA binding; sequence-specific DNA binding. The transcript has 5 exons. Gene Ontology annotation, biological process: RNA metabolic process.
UUGUCAGACGUGAUAUUUUUUCGGCAAAGUGUCGAAGCAUAAAUCCUUAUCGUUCGAUUAAUUAUCUGUGAAACAAGAAGCAAUAUGGCUGAGAGAAUAUCGGAAUUAUUUAAUUCAUUUCAAGACUAUAUGAAUAAUGAAGAGGAAUUACGCGAGGAAAUCCGUGCUAUUGUAAAAGAUCUUGAGAGGACUUCCAGGGACAUUGUGAUGAUGUUACAGAACAUACAUAAUGAAAAUAACGUGGAAGAGAACAUAAUUGUUUCUCAGUAUUGUUCAUCAGCCAGAGAAUUGUUUGAGGAUGUACGUAAAGAUUAUGCAAGGCUUGCAUUAGUUGUACCUAAGGAUCAGUAUUACAGAUUUCAUGACCAGUGGCGCUUUGUGACACAAAAGUUAUGUUUCCUAGCCUCCUUAGUGAUUUACCUAGAGAUUAAGGUUUUGGUUACCAAAGAAACUGUCGCAGAGAUGUUAGGAAUUAAAAAUAGAAGAGAGGAUGGUUUUCACUUGGACUUGGAAGAUUUCUUAAUGGGUUUGUUACAGUUGGCUGCAGAAUUGAGUCGAUUUGCUGUGAAUAGUGUCACAAAUGGUGAUUAUAACAGACCUAUUGAAAUAGCACGUUUUGUGAAUGAACUGAAUGCAGGCUUUAGGCUUUUAAAUCUGAAAAACGAUUCCCUAAGGAAACGUUUUGAUGGUCUAAAGUAUUCUGUCAAAAAGGUGGAGGAAGUAGUUUAUGACCUGAGUAUACGAGGCUUGAAGCCUGGUUCCAAUCCAAUCGGUCAAGAAACAGAGUAAAUAUUUUACAAGGAUCCUUUAUAAUACUAAUAAUAUAUAUAUAAUAAA